UCCAAUACCCCACAAACAUUGCUUCUAAUCAGAAAACAGAGAAAUCAUUGACAGAGAGAGAGAGAGAGAGAGAGAGAGAACCCCAUUAGUCAAUGGGCUGCGUUUCAUCGAAACUGUUCAAGAAAGAAGAUAACAAUGGCGGCGGGGAAUACGUCAUCAACCACGUCGUCUCUCUCACUUCCAGCACCUACGGCGUCCUGAACCUUGAAAAUGACCGACAACCCACCAAAGACAGCGCUGAGGAGAGUAAGAGGGUGGCGAAAUCUUCGCCUCCCCGCGAAGAUCCGGAGGUUAUCAACGCUUGGGAACUCAUGGAAGGACUCGAAGAAGGAGUGCCCAUCGCGAAUCCAGCGAAGAAGAGCCCGAAAUCGCGUGCUCUGCUUCGCGGGUUUGUGGAUUUCGAUUCGAGGAGUCCGUUCAAGUUGUUGAAUCAGAUCGGGUCGCCGUUGAAAUUGAAGCGAUAUGGAGGGAAGGAGAAUAGUAAAGGGAGAGUGGUGAAUGUUAAUGUGUUGGGUUAUAGCCCGAAACAGGUUCUGAAGCCGAAAAAUGGUGGUGAGAAUUCGUGCAAGAAGAUGUUGAAUUGGAGCCCCGGCGUAAAAGGGUCGCCAGUUGCGGCGAAAAGGCAGAGCUUUGGCAGCGAUUCGUCGCAGAGGAGUUUUAGUCUCCUGUUUGAUCCGGAACUUGUUGCUUCUUACGAAAAGGAAAUGUCUGAGGAAAAAGAGCAGAUCAAGAGGAUGGUUCCGCCAUCACCAAAGCCCCGAAAAUUGAGGAAUUCGUCCAAGGAUUCAGAGUCUAUGCUGCAAUUAUUCAAGAAAAAAUGCCCACCGGGGGGAGAAAAUGCUGUGGUUGUGUACACAACUACACUCAGAGGAAUUCGGAAGACUUUUGAGGAUUGCAACAACGUCAGAUCCAUCGUGGAAUCACACCUCAUUCAUGUUCUCGAGCGCGAUAUAUCUAUGGAUUCGGGUUUUAAGGAGGAGAUAAGGGGACUAAUGGGUACCAAGGAGGUUAAGGUUCCACUUGUGUUUGUGAAGGGGAGGUUGAUUGGUGGCGCCGAUGAGGUGGUGAAGUUGGAGGAGGAAGGGAAGCUUGGGAUUCUGUUUAAUGGGAUUCCAAGGGCGGUCAUGGGAUGCAAAGGCUGUGCCGGAAUGAGAUUCGUGAUGUGCAUGGUAUGCAAUGGAAGCUGCAAGGUUUUGGAUGAGUUGCAAAAGAAGAUGGUAAAAUGUGGUGAAUGUAAUGAGAAUGGUUUGAUCCACUGCCCAAUUUGUUGCUGCUAAUUGUAAUUCCAUUGACAGAUUUUCAGGUUUUCGUGUUUACGAAAUCUUUGGUUUUCUGAAGGCAGAACAAGGAUUUUUUUA
Molecule: messenger RNA, 1358 nt
Organism: Pyrus x bretschneideri (Chinese white pear)
Lineage: Eukaryota; Viridiplantae; Streptophyta; Magnoliopsida; Rosales; Rosaceae
Exons: 1
Coding region: 93-1277 (394 amino acids)
Source: RefSeq, a predicted model, not a curated record